GCGGCCCUAGAAGGCAGAAGGGAAGAGGAGGCGCCGGAAUCGCGUUCUGGGAAGAAAGGGGGGGGGGCGAACCAGAAGUCUUUUGUCCCGGUUCCCUUCCUGUACGAAACCCGGAAAUGUAGCUCCUCCCCACCCUCUCCCUGCCGGUGCCGUUUCGGCUUCAGGUCCGUCCCAAGAUGGCGAAGCUGCUGAGCUGCGUUCUUGGCCCACGGCUGUACCGGGUCUACCGGGAGCGGGACCCCAUCAGACCCCGUCGCCUCAGGGCCGAGGCAGAAGACACGUCGCAGGCCCCGCUAGAACCGUCUUGGGUGAGCUUUAAUCCACUCUUCUCCCCCCCCCUUUCGGAGACUUGGUAUCUCCCUCGUCGCCCUUUACUUACAUAGGGUUGGGGGGCGAAACCAUUACUCUUAAGGGGUAGGCAUUGCCCCGCUUUCCUUGAUGUCAUCAUAGAGCAGCCUAAGUCUCAUGGAGAGUCCGGGAUACCAGUGGGCGAUACCAUUAGGAUUGUGGGGGAAGAGGUAUGAAAAAAUCCAAUUACUGAGCCCCUUAUUUAAACAUGGCACACGCCCAUCGUGGACAAUGUCAUUACUGGAGGGUCUGGGGCCACCUUUCUGGGAUGAGGCCAUCAUAAAACACGGGGGUGGGAAUGGAUUAUUCCGGCCUUGAGGAUAUUUUCCAAAACAGUGGCUAGCCUUGAAGGAGGAAUGGAGAGAGAACAAUAGCUGGAAUGUUGCAUCUUUUUGUACAAGACUUCCUCUUCUGUUUCCCCUCCCCUGUUCAAAAUUAGCAUUGCCACAACAAUAUCCUUACAGUUGCAUUGCAAAGAUCCAACAGGUGUAACUUUGUUUUUUUGACACGGCACUGUUGGGACGGAAUAGGCUGCCCCUGAUGAAUAUCUGCCUGGUGAGAAUCUGUUUCUCUAACUUUAAAAAAGAUAAGCCUCGUAUUUCUGUGUGAAAUCCCUCAAUGCACCUCUCAUUUAUAAGAAACAAAUGGAAGCAAUAUUUUAAAAUUUAAGAAAGGAAAAGCAGAGAGAAUAAAAGCAAAACUAACAGCAGUUUCAAGCAGUCAGCGAGCUGGAAGGGGAGUCAACACCAAAUGCCUGGCCUGGGGAAAUUGACGUGUAUGCACUUGGCCUCUGCAACCUUUCAAAGUUGGUGCAUUUCCAGCAUCUUAAGAGAGUUAAUGUACUUGGCAUCUGCAACCCUUUGAAGAUGGUUCCUUUCCAAUAUCUUUAAAAGAGAGGGUGUUCUGUAGGCAGGCUGCCACCACAGCCCCCAUCUGCCCAGAUUCAGAAGAUGGGGUACCUGGAGCCAGGUCAGUGAGGAAGAUUCCCAAAUAUCAGGCAGGUUAGGAAUAUAGAAAGCUGCCCUAUAUAGUGGUACCUUGGGUUACAUACGCUUCAGGUUACAGACUCCGCUAACCCAGAAAUAGUGCUUCAGGAUGAGAACAGAAAUCGGGCUCCGGCGGCGCGGCAGCAGCAGGAGGCCCCAUUAGCUAAAGUGGUGCUUCAGGUUAAGAGCAGUUUCAGGUUAAGAACAGACCUCCAGAACGAAUUAAGUACUUAACCCAAGGUACCACUGUACUUACCGUAUUUUUUGCACCAUAACACUCACUUUUUUCCUCCUCGAAAGUAAGGGGAAAUGUCUGUGCGUGUUAUGGAGCGAAUGCCUGCGGAUGGCGGGGGGAUCUGCUGCAGUUGUGAGCAGAGGAUCCAUGGUUCCCCUUCCUUCCCUCCUCCGUGGCUUGCUUUGAAACAGCAAAGCGGGAGAAGAGCCGCUGAUCACAUAGCAUGUCAGAUCACAUAGCAUGUCCAUGGCUACAGCUUGCACCAAAAAAAUCACGCACCCACUGUUGCCUGGGGCCGCAGUGGUGCAAAAACGUGGUUACAAAGCAUGGAUCCACAUGGAUCCUCAGGAUUUUUGCAUUGGGCUACCCCAAACUCACCGUCAGAUCACAUGUCUGUGGCCACAGCAUGAACCACAAAAAUCAUACAUCCGCUGUUUUGUUUAGAAUAUUUUUUUUCUUGUUUUCCUCCUUUAAAAACUAUGUGCGUGUUAUGGUCGGGUGUGUGUUAUAGAGCGAAAAAUACGGUAGUUAAAACCAUUGGCUCAUCUAACUCAGCCAGUGGUGCUAGGGAGGUGCUGAUGGGAAUUGCAUCCCCAAAUAUAUGGAGGGCACCAGGUUGACAAAAGCCAGUCCACACUUCAAAGCAAACACAGUCCAAGGUUUCAGGCAGUAGCAUUGCCCAGCGCUAUCUGAAGAUGCCAGCACUGAACCUUUUACAUGCAAAGUUACAGUCCCUUGAUUAGCUUCCAUGAAACCCCAGGAUUCCUGUUUGGAAAUCACUGUCCUAGUUCAUUACUGAUGCCUCUCUGGGCAAACCUGUUGGGAGGAAAAGGCUGUAUCGGUUACAUACUAGCAACACACACACAGCUUGCAGUAUGGGAAAUGGAAGAAUCAGGUUGCUCAAUGUUUCUUGUUAUCUGCAGUGUCCUUGUGUACAUCACCACUGCCUUGUCUAGUGGGAUAAGCAGAUAUUUUUGUUUCCAAGGCUGACUUAACUUUCGCCUAUAUUCUUCCUGGCACGCAUGGCUGCAAGGCCGCAUCUUCCAAAAGCUGUGCCUUAGUGGCCAUUUUGCUUUUGACUUGAGUUUUGUACGGGGCCCUGCGUCAGGAGGGCCUAACCUGCAUCCUUCCGGAUGUUAGACUCCCAACUCCCAUCAUCUGCAGCCAGCACGGCCAGUGGUCAGGAACCAAAGCCUCAUCUGAAGGCACAUAAGGCCACCACCUUGUUGAAGCUAAGCAGGUUCCUGGGUGACUGAAUUGGUAGAGAGAGUUUAGAAACUAGACCAAUGCUUGGAGGUGGUGUUAGGCCGGAUGCAGGCCAAUAAAUAGAAGCUGAAUCCUGUGAAUAUGUCUGUGUUCCAUGUCCCGAGUUUUCAAGUCAGAGAGGUGGGGAGAUUGCCUGUUCUGGACAGGGUUGCCCUUCCCGGGAAGGAGCAGGUCAGUCGCUGAGGGGUACCCCUAGAUUUGGCACUUUUCACUGGACGCUCAGUGGGACGCGGGUGGCGCUGUGGGUUAAACCACAGAGCCUAGGGCUUGCUGAUCAGAAGGUUGGCGGUUCAAAUCUCUGCGACUGGGUGAGCUCCCGUAGCUCAGUCCCUGCUCCUGCCAACCUAGCAGUUCGAAAGCACGUCAAAGUGCAAGUAGAUAAAUAGGUACCGCUGCGGCGGGAAGGUAAACGGUGUUUCCGUGCACUGCUCUGGUUCGCCAGAAGCGGCUUAGUCAUGCUGGCCACAUGACCCGGAAGCUGUACGCCGGCUCCCUCGGCCAAUAAAGUGAGAUGAGUGCCGCAACCCCAGAGUCGGCCACGACUGGACCUAAUGGUCAGGGGUCCCUUUACUUUACCUUACUGGACGCUCAGGUGGCAGUGACUAGUACAGGGGUGCCCCGCAAGACGAAUGCCUCGCAAGACGGAAAACCCGCUGGACGAAAGGGUUUUCCGUUUUGGAGGUGCUUCGCAAAACAAAUUUCCUAUGUGCUUGCUUUGCAAGACGAAAAUGUCUUGCAAGUUCCUGCGGGUUUUUUUUCCUUUCCCCCCCCUUUUUCCCAAGCCGCUAAACCGCUUAUCAGCUGAUCGGCUAAGCCGCUUAACAGCUGAUCGCUAAGCCACUUAUCAGCUGAUCGUUAAGCCGCUUAACAGCUGAUCGCUAAGCCGCUUAUCAGCUGAUCCGCUAAGCCCGCUAAGCCGCUAAUACUGUAGCGCUAAUCCGCUAAACCGCUAAUGGGCUUGCUUCGCAAGACGAAAAAACCCGCAAGACGAAGAGACUCGCGGAACGGAUUCUUUUCGUCUUGCGAGGCACCACUGUAAUGUCUUUCCAUCUCUGGCUGGUUCGCCAGCCACAGCCCCUUUUAGACAGAAAUUACUUGGCCCCAGUACUCCAUGCUCUGGUAACUUCCAGAUUGGAUUGUUGCACUUGGCUCUGUGUGGAGCUACCCUUAAAGACGGCUCAGAAAUUACAGCUGAUCCAAAACGUAGCAGCCAAAUUACUGGCUGAGGUUCCAUUAUGGAUCUUGCACAACCCCUGUUUUAAAAGAGCUAUACUGGCUUCCAGUUUAAGGUGCUCAUGCGGCGUUUAAAGCUCUAAACAACUUAGAUCCCAGAUUAUCUAAAAGACCACCUCCUCCCCUACAGAACUCCUCAGGUGUUAAGAUCAACAGAGGAGACCCUGCUAGUUGCCCCAGCACCUUCAGAAACUUUGUGGCUUUGGCCUAGGAUAAGACUUUCUCUGUGGCAGCCCCUAAGUUGUGGAACUCCCUCCACACAGAGGUAAUAAAUAAAAAUGGUGGCAGGUGGAGAACAACCAACAUCUUCAGCGCUGUGUACCAAACGGUUAAUCUACCCACUAAAAUAUAUUGAGUCAUCACAAUACCAAAGAGGGCGUACUUAUUUGUAGAGUCGCUGCUUUCUGUUUCACUUUUCAUCCUCUCCUGUAUUGUGCAAUUCUCAUGCUUUGCAUCUUCCCAGAAAUGCAGAAUCGCAAUACAUCACUUUGUGCUUCCUGCCUUCUCUCCUCACCCCCACGGCACCCUCAAAACUGCUCUGAAAGGUUGGCUGGAAACUUAGAGCGGGGGGGUGGGGGUUGGGGGGGGAGGUUUGCUGGGAGAGGGAGGGGAAGUUCUGCUGUGCUCACAGAAUUUGUUCUGCGUUUGCAACGACUUUGUUGGAUGCAGCCCAGUCAUUCCUGUCUGCCUCGAGAAGUGAGCUUAGUGCUUAUUGAAUUUGGAGAAACUCUGAGCUCUCCAGCCUCUCCCCAGCGAGGGAGCAUUGAAGAUGAAGAAACGUGCGCUCUGUAUCCGUAAAAAUCAAGCUUUGUAGAGGAAGAGCUACUAAUCACAUGUGGGCCUUUCCGCCAGGGAGCAAAGGGCAGCAUGCAUGAGCUUAAUCCCUUAUCAUUUAGAAGAGAACGCUUUGCACUUUCUUUAAGGCUGCAACAACAGCUUACUCACCUGCCUUGAUCCUUGGCCGCUGCAGCAUUGCACCAUCCCAGUGCUGGCAACUGGCUAUACAUUGCAUGUGAAGCUGUGCAGUGUCGCUGGCUUGAGUUGCAGUCCAGUCUGAGGAACCUUUGGCUCUCUGCAUGUGCCUGAGCUGUAACUCCCAUCAUCCCUGCAAUUGGGGCUGGCGGGAGUUGUAGUUCAGCCACACCUGGAGGGCCAGAAAUUCCCCGGACUUGCGAUACGUCAUCGUGAAGAAGCUGGCGGCUAAACUCCCCAAAUGGCUGCUGUUUUCAUAGGACAGCCUUCCCCCACAACCUGCUGCCCUCUGGACGUCUUAGGCUACAACUCCCACUAGUCCCAGUAGCCCCAAGCACUGGAGGGCCGGACCAGGUUGGGAAAGGCUGUCCCUGAGGAGCUGAUCUCCUCCUUCAUCCCCUGUACCGUUCUGGGGGUUCUCCUGACCCUUUUGGGCCAAUUGGGGAGCAGGGAGUCUCACUGCAUGAGCAGGAAUUGUGGUGCUGGCUUCCACUAGCACAGCAAUUUAAUUGACAGUGGCCCACGAUAAUUCCAACCCACCACCCCUAGGCUAAGGCCAAGGGGCACAGCUCCCAGGUCUGUGGAUGUGGCUUUUCAGACGAGUGUGUUUAUUAAAGUAGUCGUCCCAUUAUACAUUGGAGCGAGAGCUCAGGUUUUAGGUCCCUUCUGGAUACUGUACUUUAGUAUGCCUGAGUUAUAAGAAUUCUAAGGUCCCAAAUAUAAAAUAAACGUUCAUAAAUGUACAUAAGUAUAUUAAUCACGUGUCUGAAAUAGCACAGGAGAGCAAUCCUGAAACCAUUUUGACUCUCCCAUAUGGACCUCAAAUAUUUCUCUGAAGGAGGGAGAAAAUGGGGAAAGCCUUCCCUUUGUCUUUUUGGCAUACAAAUCCUGUCUUAAGGACAUCUUUGUGUAUGAAUAGGGUGAGCCUGUGUCCUGGAUUCAGGAACUAAAAGUAUUUGCGGGCACACGCACUAAACCCUGUCUGUGGUGCCUACCCCUUUACCCCAAAUGAUGAGACAUGAGACCAAAGUAUGGGUUCAAAUUGGCCACAACUUUAUUGAGCUUCAGAAGUGGGAAACUUGGCACAGGCCUUGGCAGGCUGCCCAGGUAAUGCAAUCAGUGACCAUUAACAGAUAUCCUGGCCAACAGAGUUUCUGCUGGAGACCGCCUCCUGUGAUGUAUUUAUGAUGUUUGGGGUGGUGGUCUUGGGCUACAGGGUGAGCAAUUUCAAAAGUCUAUAUAAGGGCUUGUGCACCAUUGUUCUGGGUUCCUCCACCUUCCCUGCGUGUGGUGAGUGAGGACCCUGUUGCAAUAGUUUAAUAAAGAUCAAGCUUACUAGCCGCUUUGCUUCUCACUAUUCUCUGGUUGGCCUCUGUUAUUUUCUCCUACCGAUAGGGAACCCACUUAAGGACUCUAAACAGGCUCUUGGAUACCCCAUAAAGGAAAAGGAGCAGGUUUUUUCUAUAUCACCUGCUCGGUUUCUCUUUCUCUCUCCCUCCCAUAAUUUUUUUGCUGCCAUUUUUAUUAUAAUUAUUAUUAUUAUUAUUAUUAUUUAGUAAAUUUAUAUACCACCCCUCAUUUGUAGAUCUCAGGGUAGUUCGCAACAUACAAAUGCUAAGUCACCAGGCAUGAGUCCAGACAAGAAGCUCUGAAACCAAUACAGUGGUACCUCAGGUUAAGAACUUAAUUCAUUCUGGAGGUCCAUUCUUAACCUGAAACUGUUCUUAACCUGAAGCACCACGUUAGCUAAUGGGGCCUCCUGCUGUUGCUGCGCCACCACUGCACAAUUUCUGUUCUCAUCCUGAAGCAAAGUUCUUAAUGCGAGGUACUAUUUCUGGGCUAGCGGAGUCUGUAACCUGAAGCGUAUGUAACCCGAGGUACCACUGUAUGAGAAAUCAGAAAGGUUUCUGUGGUUUACAUGAGUAACAAUACAGCAUCAGUAAAAGUUUCCUGUCAUUUGGGAACUAGGGUCGUGUUGCCUACAGAUAAAAGUGCAGGGGUUAAUUGGUUAACUUCUUUGAAGCACCAGGUCCACCCCCCGCCCCCGAAAAAACCACAUGCACCAGCUUUUCAAAAGAAAACCAUCCUUCUCUCCCUUCCCUCCUCUAGCCCUUCUUCAAAAGACCUAAGCCCAAGUUCAGUAAGUGUUUUGUUUCUUUUCAACAGGAAUCUUACUACCAGCCACGGACGCUUGAAAAACAUGCAGACAGCAUCCUCGCCCUGGUGAGUACAUACUCUGUGCGUUCUGUCCGCCAAUGUGCUCGUUAUCUCCCAGCUAUUCUAGACGACCUAGUGGCAGUGUAAAAUAAUAAUAAUAAUAAUAAUAAUAAUAAUAAUAAUAAUAAUCUAUUAUUUAUACCCCACCCAUCUGGCUGAGUUUCCCCAGCCACUCUGAGCGGCUCCCAAUCGAGUGUUAAAACAAUACAGCAUUAAAUAUUUAAAACUUCCCUAAACAGGGCUGCCUUCAGAUGUCUUUUAAAAUAAGAUAGCUGCUUAUUUCCUUGACAACUGAUUGGAGGGCGUUCCACAGGGCAGGCGCCACUACCAAGAAGGCCCUCUGCCUGGUUUCCUGUAACCUCACUUCUCGCAGUGAGGGAACCGCCAGAAGGCCCUGGGCGCUGGACCUCAGUGUCCAGGUAGAACGAUGGGGGUGGAGAUGCUCUUUUAGGUAUACUGGGCUGAGGCUGUUUAGGGCUCUUAAGGUCAGCACCCACACUUUGAAUUGUGCUCGGAAACGUACUGGGAGUCAAUGCAGGUCUCUCGGGACCGGUGUCAUGUGGUAUACUCAUUCUGCAAAAUGCGUUGGAAGCUUAGGGGGUUCCACUUAACUCGGGCGUAGCUAGCUGCUCCGGCACACAUGGGAGUGCCGCGGCGAGCUGCCCACGGAGUACGCCUGGCGGGCAAAAGCCACGUUUCAGGCAGCGUGGGGCUUAAAAAUAAAAUAAAACCAGUCUUCUUUCUUGCAUGUAAUAAUCUAGCACGGCAGGGAAAGAAUGCAUUAAAACUUUCCCCCUGUUGCACUAGUUUUAUACAGGUGUGGAGGGCUGUUUGUUUGUUUACAGGGGGAAGCAUUCAGAAAUCCCAGCGCACGUCCCUCACAUGAUCCUCCAUUCUGUGACGGUGCAAUCCAGAGUGCCGUUGAUCCUGCAUAAUAAUGUGUAGGACAGCUGGGGCCCGUCCCGGGGAAUUUAGGUUUCCACCUCUCCCUGGCCCAGAAUGUAACCUUUUACUAAGAGGUUGUUGAGAGAAGCAAGACCUCAUUAGGAGCAGCUCAGUGAAAGCAUGUUUACUCGCAACCCAGUCCCCCUUGGCUUCUGCUAGUAGCCAUGGAUGCAGCGCUGCGCAUUGCAGAGUUGAUUCUCUCGUCUCUCUGAGCAUUAAACGGGCUCCCUUGCCUCCCUUCUCUCCCUGUCGCUUAAAACACCAGGGCCUUCGUCAACGAGCCCCCAGAAAUGCCUAGGGAAAGCCUGUUCUCUGUGUGACUUACGCCGUUCCUUUGCUCUGUCCCUGCAGGCUUCCGUGCUGUGGUCCAUUUCCUACUACUCUUCCCCGCUCGCUGUGUUUUACCUGUACAGAAAAGGUAACGGGCUGCUGCUCUCUGGGCAAACUCUUUGGCAAGGUGCUGCUGGCUCAAGCGUAGCGCUAGAAAGCUUCCAGCACUGGGAGGUUAUGGGGGUGCGGGACUGUUAGCUCAGUGGUAAAGCACUUGUUUUCCAUGCGGAAGGCUCCAGAUUCAAUCCCUGGCCUCUCCAGGUAGAUCUUGGAAAGAUUUGCAUCUGAAACAUGAGAGCUCCGCUGCCUGGUAGGAUGAACGAGGUGCAGAAGCUGCCUUACGCCGUGUCAGUCCUUGAAUCCAUGCUGCUUCGGAUUCUUUAUUCCACAUGCAGAGAAGCUACCGCUCAUCAGACAUUGCUGAACUACAACUCCCAUCAUUCCCUGGCCCUGCCCGCUGGGGUUGAUGGGAGUUGGCAAUUCAGCAACAUCUGGAGGCUCCCACACCUGGCACAACCAACCCUAACCAACCCAGGGACUGGCGGUCUGACCAUGGUAUAAGGUCAGGGCAGAAAAUCCUAAAAUCUGCACUGAAAAACACUAUCGUUGCCACAAGAAAACUGCUGGUGUGCCCUGAGAAAUAAAUUGAAAGUUGUUGGCGAGCCAAAACUACCCCCUGACAGCAGAGGCUGUGCACCACGUCUUGUUUUUAAACCCUUUAUUUCCUGCUUUUCCCCUCAUUUUCAUCCUGUGAACCACCCUGAGAUCUUCGGAGGAAGGGCAGUUAUCUAAAUUUAAUAAAUAAGUAAACCUUCCUGCUGGCUUCUGCCGGGGGGGGGGUCAAGGGGUGACUCUGCCCUUGUCCUUGUGUUUCAUAUUGUUGUUGGGUCAGUCGGGCAAGAGAAAGGACUUCUUUACACAACCCGUACUUAAAGCUGUGAAAUCCACUCCUGCCAGAGGCAGCGAGGGCUGGUAAUGUGGGCGUCUUCAAAAGCGGAAUAUUGCCAGUCUACAGACCUCCCACAGAAGAGGCACACAAAGAAAGGUUUAUAUGGAGAGAGGGAGGGGCGCAGGUGGCACUGUGGUCUGAACCACUGAGCCUCUUGGGCUUGCUGAUCAGAAGGUUGGCGGUUCGAAUCCCCGCGACGAGGUGAGCUCCCGUUGCUUCUUUCCCAGCUCCUGCCAACCUAGCAGUCGGAAAGCACGCUAGUGCAAGUAGAUAAAUAGGUACCGCUGUGUUGGGAAGGUAAAUGGCGUUUCCGUGCACUCUGGUUUCUGUCUGGGUGUUCUGUUGCGCCAGAAGCGGCUUAGCCAUGCUGGCCACAUGACCCAGAAAGCUGCCUGUGGACAAACGUUGGCUCCCUUGGCCUGAAAGCAAGAUGAUCACCACAACCCCAUAGUCGCCUUUGACUGGACUUAACCGUCCAGGGGUCCUUUACCUUUAUGGAGAGAGGCAAUCCCUGAGGUAUUGUGGUCCUGAGCCAUUUAAGGCUUUGAAGGUCAAAAACCAACGCUUUGAGUUGGGCCCAGAAACUAACUGGCAAACAGUGCAGUCGGGCCAGGACCAGCGCAAUAUGCUCUUGCUCCAGUAAUAGUUUGUUCCUUAUAGGAGAUUGCCGUUCUUUCUCGGGGAACUGCCCUGCGUCACGAGGCAGCUGCCAUUCAGGGCCAGACAAAGGAUUCCUUGUGCGCAUGUUGUCUGGAGAAUGACAAGGAGAUUUUGCAAGGCUGACUUCUGCCCUGCAAAUGUUUCCUCAAAAUUUUUGGCGUGUGGGGUUUCCCUCUCCUCCACUUCCCAAAGUGCGAUCGUCUGCCAGUGGUAAUCUUCCUCCCUCCCCCUUCAUAUUUUGGGGAGUGAGUUCAUAGACGGGGUGAAAUUUGAAUCGGGGUGGUGAUCCGCAUCCUGCAUCACCACUUGGUCUCUUAGCAACUCGGCAAAUAUUUUAUUACACUUGGAAAACAGGCACGUAUCAUUGGACGUACAUUGGGCUUCCUCUUUUCAAAGCUCAGGUCAGCUUACGUGGGGCUCCCGGCUGUCUCCCGUCUGGGCACUAAUCCCAUCGUGUGUGUGUUUCAAUUGCCAGCUAUCUUGAGCCUGUUUUCUUUAGAAAGGUGGCUAAACGCAUUCAAUAAGCAGCACAAUUGCUACAGGAGCAGCAGGUUUUCCCAGGCAGCCCGUAGCCCUCAGCGAGAGCCUUGCUUUUCCCACAAUUUUAGUUAUAUUAUUUUCAAAAUAACUCCAGCAGCAUGAGGCAUUUUUAAUCUUCCUAACAGCAUGGGAAAACAUAAUUUAUUAUCUCUCUCACACACACCCCACUCACGGAUUUGUUAUUGACAGAAGAGCUUCUUCUGUCAGUCUCUAAGAAUCUGAGGCUACCCUCCUCACUCCCCCCCUUUUUGGAGGGGGCACAAGUCUGAAGCCUUCAUGGUUUCAGAUGCCGAAGUCACAAUGCCCCUGGCCUAUUGACAUCCUCGCUUCUGAGACUGGUGUGGAAUUCAUCUUAGGUAAAGGGACCCCUGACCAUUAGGUCCAGUCGUGACCAAUUCUGGGGUUGCGGCGCUCAUCUCGCUUUACUGGCCGAGGGAGCCGGCGUACAGCUUCUGGGUAAUGUGGCCAGCAUGACUAAGCCGCUUCUGGCGAACCAGAGGAGCGCAUGGAAACGCCAUUUACCUUCCCGCCAGAGCAGUACCUAUUUAUCUACUUGCACUUUGAUAUGCUUUCAAACUGCUAGGUUGACAAGAGCAGGGACCGAGCAACGGGAGCUCACCCCGUCGCAGGGAUUCAAACAGCCGACCUUCCGACUGGCAAGUCCUAGGCUCUGUGGUUUAACCCACAGCACCACCCGCGUCCCGGAAUUCAUCUUAAAUGAUGAUUAAUUUCAGUCAACUCAGUGUCCGACAUGUUGCAUUGUUCCUGUUUAGUUGCAUGAGGUGUCCAUAUCCCACGUGAAUAAUGUGGUCAUUUAAUGCGUCCCUCCCUCAAAUCGUAAUCUCGGGUAAUGAGGGCCAAUAGAAUAGUUGCCCAAACGGGGCGAGGGGAGAGGGAGUUAACAACAUGUUCAGAGGAGCCUUCAGCUUUGCAGAAGGACAGAAAAUAUUUUUAAAAAACAACAGCAACUGAGGUCCGGGCCUGCCCAGUAGCUACAGAAUAGUGAUUGUUUUAAAAGAAAAAUGGGUGUGUUAUGUUCUGCUGGAGCCUAACAGCAUAUAGCAUCCUGUAAAAAGGGAGACCCAGCUGGCAGAUCCCUGAACAAAAGCAUUCCUGCCAGGGAGUGAAGCUGCACAGCAACGUUUUGUGGCUGGCCCCACUGGUUGCAUUUUUCGGAUCCUGCCAUCCUAUCGAUGCUCACAGUGCAACUGCCAAGGGUUUCAACAUUCAUAGGCCAGAUGAAUCGCAGCAAUGUGACGGGUAACGGGGGCUGUGGGGGGGCCAUUCCCAUGCAGGCAGCCCUCUGCUGGCCGCCAGUGCUGUUUCACGUAAGCACACCUAACGGCUUUCCCGCUGCAAGCGCUGUGCUCGGGAGCUGCUGGCCUUUGCCCUUUGUGCACUGAUGGCAAAUCGCACACUUGCGUGUUCCUCCCGUGGGAUAGAACAGGGGUAGGCAACCUAAGGCCCGGGGGCUGGAUGCGGCCCAUUCGCCUUCUCAGUCCGGCCCGUGGGCGGUCCAGGAAUCAGCCUGUUUUUACAUGAGUAGAAUGUGUGCUUUUAUUUAAAAUGCAUCUCUGGGUUAUUUGUGGGGCCUGCCUGGUGUUUUUACACGAGCAGAAUGUGUCCUUUUAUUUAAUAUGCAUCUCUGGGUUAUUUGUGGGGCAUAGGAAUUCAUUCAUUAUUAUUUUUUUCAAAAUAUAGUCCGGUCCCCACAUGGUCUGAGGUACGGUGGACCGGCCCCCUGCUGAAAAAGGUUGCUGACCCCUGGGAUAGAACAAACGUUCUGAGCACAGUUCUCACUGUAAGAAAAGCAUCCCGUGCAAAGCAGCGCUUUGAGGUUCCGAGCGCUUGUUCUGACUGCCUCCCCUUCUUUACCUGUCUCUCUUUCCAGGGUAUUUGACGAUGUCGAAAGUUGUUGCUAUCUCUCACUAUGCCGGGACCAUGCUGCUCUUGCUGGCAGGAAUCGCCUGCCUCAGAGGUGAGCGUUUCCUGGAGUCUGAAGGCUAGUGGCAGAAAUGGGGAACCUAUGCCCCCAGCCCAAUAUCCCCAGACUACAACUCACAUCAUUCCUGACUAGGGGCAAUGCGCGCUGGGACUGACAGGAGCUGGGGGUUGUAUUCAGCUACGUUUUACUCAGAGCAAAGCCAUUGAAAUUGAUAGACCCAAGUUAGCCAAGUCCAUUAAUUUCUGCAGAUCUACUCCAAGUAGGACCAGCAUUGACUGGGACCCAACAAUGUCUUGGAAACCUUCUCCAUUGAGUCAAGAGCCACCAUUGCCUUCCUUGGAUUUUGGUGGCAUGAAAUUGUCCGAUUCAGUUUUUCUGUAGGGCCCUCAAUGCAUUUAAGCAUUUGCAUGUUUCCUUCGUGGGUCUUGGAAGGCAGUUCACAACAUGUUGGGGGCAGUGGGGAAGCUACCUAGAAGCUAUCACACCACACCACAAUUAUAAAAUCAGUAAAACAGAAAGAAAACAGCAGAUUAAGCAAAGUAAACAUGAUGAUUUGCGUCCAGCUAAAAGCAGACUGGCUGAAAUCCAUAGACUUUAGUUAGUCGCCACUGAUUUCAGCGAGUCUGCUUCAGAUUUUGACUUACUUGGAUUCAACCCACCUUGGCAGGGUAGCACAAGGGAAAAAGUCACGUCUGUGCCCCAAGGAGCUUCCAAACGACACUUCAACCGGGAGAACAGCCAGUAGGCAAGAAGGACAGGAAUAAUAUUUGUGAUAUCAAGGGGUUAAACGAAAGGCUUCAUAGAAGAGAGAGCUUUUGAGGAGGGGUGGGAAUAAAGUGAGUGGGGAGGUGGUGCUUUGUGGGUGCUGAAGCAGAAGAGGCAGCCGGAUGCUGUAGGGCUUCAGUCCCUGAAAGCUUUUCCUCCUCUUCUCAGGCAUCGGUCGCUGGACAAACCCCCAGUAUAUCCAGUUCAUCACCAUCCUAGAGGAUGCACACCGGUAUGGCACCCCUGAGCACAAGGUAAGAGUGGCUGCGAUUGACAGGCCCCAUCCUGAUCGACUCCCAAGGCCCUCCCAUCACCUCCUGACCACCCUCUGGGAGCUGCAAUCCCAACAUCUAGAAGGCCGCAGGUUCCCCAUUCCUGAUCUGUUUAGACUUACUCCUUGGCUUUCCUGUAGCUUCUCUGUGGCUUGUAGUUUUAAGGAAGCGCCAUGCUGUCAGGGACUGUGCUGAGAAGGGCUGCGCUGAGAAAGAACGAUGGCAGCCACCCCCUCCUCCUGAUCCUGAAUCUUCCCAGAAGCAGGAGGACAGUAUAGAUUUGGAACAGUGUCUUGCAGAGGGGCAUAGUUCAGAAGGCAGAAGCUGGGAAAUACUGGAUGGGGAACAGCUUGGAGGAGAAACACUGGAAGAGAGAGGGUUAACAGAUUCACUGUCUCUGGAAAGCAUCCAUCCGCUUUCCCUAAGGUCAAGGAGAGCUGAGAAAGUGGCAGAACAGAAAGCACAGAGGGUACAAACUCAGGUUACAAGACAUAGGAGUGAUGUAGAUUAAUAGGGAUGGAAGGGGAGUAAGCCUUAAUUGGGAGCACCGCCGUUCUAGAGAGAUGCGUUCUGUUGUCUCUCGCUGUGACUAUUAAAGAUUCUAACUGGUAAGAAGACUCCUUUUUCUUUGUUCUGCUUAUCUGUGGCCAAGGGGGAGAAAGCUGAUUCCCAGAAGCCUGACACAUGCUUCGCAAUUGAUCCCGGGAAAGGUUGGUUGAUCCCGGGGAAAAUAUUGAGCGUCAACUGAAAUGGGCGAAACGUUUGCCUCUUGCCCAGCCUGUGUCUGAAAGGCUAUUGAGCCAGAAGUUUUGUUGACCCAUUGAUUCAGCGUCUACAUCCGUGAUUUUUCUCACGCUUUCUCCGCAUUGCAGAAGAAACUCGCCAGUUACAACUUUGAUUUCCGGAGCUGGCCUGUGGAUUUCCGGUGGGAUGAAGCUACGAGUCGGUGAGUGGGUUGGGAGGAAACAGGAGUCCGGCCUCCUGGUCUCUUCUCCACUCUCCACAUUCCUUACCCUUGAAGGCAGCUCUCGCUUAGGAAAAGCCAGUGUUUCCUGCUAUAGGCUUCCUUGCUAUAGUCAAUCAUGUUAUGCUUCGGUAGAUGUGAAUGUACAUAAAGGCCCAGCAAUGUGCACAAUCAUAGGAUUGUAGAGUUGGAAGAGACCCUCAGGAUCAUCUAUUCCAACCCCCUGCACUGCCGGGAUAUGCAGCCGUCCCAUGCAGGGAUCGAACCUGCAACCAUGGCAUUAUCAGCACCACACUAUAACCCACUGAGCUAUCCAGGAUCUCCAGACAUCUUGGAAGACGCAUCUGAACGGCACCAGCUGGGGAUUUACAUGCUAGCCAGUGCAUGACGUCUCCAAGUGAUGUGGAAAGAGCAUUCAUCAGCUGAGACAUUUCAUACCUUUGUGGUUGCUGUGCGCAUUCUUCCUUGGAGACUUUGCACAUUCACCGGCAAAUGUGUGAAAAUUCCAGCGCGUCAUUUUUGCACAUUACCUAGUUGGGGUACAUAGCUGCCUAUUUACCUCCCAGAUAUGCAUAUGUUCUCCGCUAACCUGUGGCCCUCCAGAUGUUUGGGGGAUGGAGCUGACGGGACUUGGAGCACCUGGGGGGGGCGCCAGAGAAAAGUCAGGGUAGUCACUUCCAACUCCCUCCUGCAGGUCAGAUUCCCGAAACGUUCCCCUGUUGCGGUCAGAACCAAAGCACCGGAGUGCUGUCAACGGCUUCCUCCACGCCCUUAAGAAGCUGCCCUGCCAGAUUGCCAGGUAAACCUCCUCUUUCACUCUUUGCCCUUCUGCAAAGUAUAGCUCAGAAGCGUGAGCCCCUGCCUGCUGAUGCCCACAGUUAUCAGCGUUUGGCCUUUGACAUGCCAGGAGCCCAACUUGAAUGUGCUCUAAGGACUGGCUGUCUCAUAUCCGACUCAGGGUAGGGUUUUCAUAGUUAACCAGGGUCUCUGUUUUCAAUUCAUAGAGUCCUUUCUACAGGUCAGUUAUUCGCUGAGAGACAUUGUUGUCAUAGACAUGGUGAGGUUGGUGGGGAGAAAGAAGGCGGGUAACGAUCCUUAUUUUCCUUAGUAUAUGUGCAGAGUUAUUGUGUCGGUGUCAUGAGGGUAGGUUCUUUGAGGCGUUCUCAAAGUAAAGGAAGGAUUGAACUCUGAUUAGUAAGAAUACACACAGAAGCUUGAACUAGCAAGACUCUGAGAAGGGUGCGUAUAAUAAUCUGUCUCUCUACCCCUCAGCCCAGGUCGUUUUAUUCACAAAAGAACCUUUUACCAAUCAGAUUUCUUCUGAGCAUUUCAACAAACCCCACGUGGGGACAAAGUUAAACUACAGACACUAGUUAGGCACGCAUACUUUUGGGUAAAUGAAUGAAAACUACAAAGGAGUGCAUUCAGCAACCCCGGAGGUCAUAACCAAUCAAUACACAUGAUAAGAAGGAUGGCCAGGAGGACAGCGAUCAUUACCACCUUUAUGUGAGACCUGUUUCCUGGCCCUAAGAUUAACAUCCUGGGAUUAACAUAUCAGAAAAGCUACAGCAAAGAAACUGCCCACUGUCUUUGAUGACCCAGUACGCCUGUCUGCCUAAGUGUGUACGUGACUUGUGAAGAAAGAGAAAUGGAACAGGGAUGCGGAGGUGUGGAUUGAUCAAGAAUCAUAUCAAAAUAGUUUAAACCCAGUCAACGCAAUGCUUUCAUUGCUGACACAGAUGGCUUACUCUAUAUUUGUUAUAGUUCCUCAUAGCAAUCCCACCUGAUCACUAUAGUUCUUCAUUUGUCUGCUUGUUUGUUUUUGUCGUGGGUGCAAGAAGUUGAAGAGUCCAGAGCAUGGUUGACUGGGGGUGCAAUGAGCCCCAAACUUUCCACUGAGUUACCCAUCCAUGGUUGGAGACUCCCUCAGUUCAAAGCUCAGCAUGGCGGAUGCAUGCUUUGGAGACACCGAUCCCUUAUUUCUCAUUUUCUUUUCUUUCUUCCUUGACAGCUUCAUAGUGGCUCACACCUUUGGACGACGCAUGCUGUACCCGGGCUCCGUGUAUCUCCUGCAGAAGGCCCUUAUGCCCAUGUUGCUCCAAGGGCAGGCCCGGCUGGUGGAGGAAGUGAGUGCCAGCUAGCUGAGAAGCCGCGAUCAGUUUCUCCGUAGCCGGACGACACGGAAGUGCUGCUUCCCGGCUUUGUUUCUCACCUGGGAAGCUAAGAGGCUUAAAUCCCAACCGUGCUCUGUCCCUCUUGUAUGUUGCAGUGCAACGGGAAGCGAGCGAAACUGGCGGCUUGCGAUGGAAAUGAAAUCGACACCAUGUUCAUGGACCGCAGAGAGACCUCUGAGCCCCAAGGCAGGAAACUGGUGAGUUGACACCCAAGGACCAGCGCCUAAGAUCUUGUUCAUUCGUCCAGUGCUGUGCAGGGGCAAGAGAUGAAGGAAAGCGAUAAUAAUAAUAAUAUAAUACUUAAUAAUUUAUUUAUACCCCGCCCAUCUGGCCACUCUGGGUGGCUCCCAACAGAAUAUUAAAAACACAAUAAAACAUUAAAAACUUCCCUAAACAGGGCUGCCUUCAGAUGUCUUCUAAAAGUCUGAUACAGUGGUACCUCGGGUUACAUACACUUCAGGUUACAGACUCCGCUUACCCAGAAAUCGUUAGAGGGGGGUUUUCCACUGGUGGCAGAUGACAGAGACUCUGACUCCAUGAGACAGGUGUAAAACCAAAUUAAAUAAAGGUUUUAUUUCAAAACAACAAACAGCAAAGCUUGUGGGUGUUUUCCCUACAGGCAGGGUUCAAACUGCAGCUUUUCUCCUUUUGUAGCCAUGGCCAGCUGCAACCAAUUAGCCCAGAGCUCACAAAAACUGUUCUUAAAGGUAUAAACAUGUUUCUGUUCAGAAUGAUUCCCAACAGAAAUAUUACCUCGGAUUAAGAACUUUGCUUCAGGAUGAGAACAGAAACCGUGCAUCGGCACAGCAGCAGUAGGCCCCAUUAACUAAAGUGGUGCUUCAGGUUAAGAACAGUUUCAGGUUAAGAACGGACCUCCAGAACAAAUUAAGUACUUAACCCGAGGUACCACUGUAGUUGUUUAUUUCCUUGACAUCUGGUGGGAGGGUGUUCCACAGGGCGGGCGCCACCACCGAGAAGGCCCUCUGCCUGGUUCCCUGUAACCUCACUUCUCACAGUGAGGAAACCGCCAGUAGGCCCUCGGAGCUGGACCUCAGUGUCCGGGCUGAACAAUGGGGGUGCAGACAUUCCUCCAGAUUUGGCUUGCUGCAAGGUACAUCUUCUGCUGGCUUCAAACGUAAUAGCUUCCCUCUCUCCCUUUUUCUCUGCAGGUUAUUUGCUGUGAAGGAAAUGCGGGCUUUUAUGAAGUUGGCUGCCUCUCCACCCCGCUGGAUGGUAUGAUUCAAGUCUCUCUUUUUCCCCACCAAAAAACAAAGCAAAACUGUUAGGGUUAGAAUGGAAGAUUCUCCUGGAACUUUGCAUUGUGCUGUUUGAGAGAGGGAAGCACAUUUGGGCGCAACCGUUCUAGUUCCAUUUUUCCAGCUUGGACAGAGUUGCUUAGUCAAGACGUUCUGUUUUUUUCCCCCCCAAAUGAUAUUUAUUAAAAUUUCAGAAAAAAGAGUUACAUAAAAACAAGAAAAGCAAAAACAAAAGACAGAAGUAAAAAUACAAGAAAAAUACAAAAUACAGAAUAAAAGAAUAAAAAACACUUAAAAAAAUAGAUCAAUCUUUCCAUGCCUUACAUUCAUAUCCUUGUUUCCCUGACCUCCUCAUACCUCCCUUUUUUUGUAUUCCAAUUCAAUUAGUUAAUUCAGCAAUUUCUUUCCCUCUUUAUUUUCUCUUAAUCCUUUAACUUAAUAUACUAUAACUUUAAAUUUUCACCUGUUAUCAAUCCAUUUUUACAUACAUCUUUAUAGCAUUACUGCUUAAACCACCUAACUUCAUUCUAACAUCAUUCUAACAUUCAUUAAUUUUGCAAUGUUUCUGUAGAUAGUCUUUAAAUUUCUUCCAAUCUUCUUCCACCAACUCUUCUCCCUGGUCUCGGAUUCUGCCAGUCAUUUCCGCCAAUUCCAUGUAGUCCAUCACCUUCAUCUGCCAUCCUUCCAGAGUGGGUAGUUCUUGUGUCUUCCAAUACUUUGCAAUAAGUAUUCUUACUGCUGUUGUGGCAUACAUAAAGAAAGUUCUAAUAUUGUAUCUUACUUGUAUCUCAGAUGCAGAGUUAACUGUCAAAGAGUACUUUCAGCAGCAGCGCAUUUCACAAUACGGCUUUCUUACUGUUCACUGGCAACCCGUUCCCAGGUUUUUGAGCGGUGUAUUUUAGCUUCUUUUUCUCUCUUUUUGCGGGGAAAUACAGUUCAGACCUUUCCCCCCUCCUCCCCUGCAAUCAAGGGGGGAAAGUCGCUUAUUUUAUGUUCGAAUUAUAAUCCUUUUCCAACGUCUUUCAAGGUUUCCGCUUACAAGUUCAUUGCUUUACUCCAUUUACAAAGAACGGAAGGCAGACUUCCUGUUUAUGCCUCUCCGCUUCGGUGCCAAAUUAUUUCUUAGUUCCUUUGUUUCCGAAAUUAGCCUACUCACGGAUCGUUGUGUUGCAGCCAAAUUGUCCCCGGAAAAAGGCAGCGCUCUCCGGUAACGGCUGUGCGGCUUCGCUCCACGGAAGAAGCAGUUGACUCACAGCACCGCGCCACUUCCCCGCUCCGCUCCGGAACCCGUAAUCGGGCUCCUUUGCAAGUUGGGGGGCGCAAAAGGUGCCCGCCGAGUCCCACGGUCACAGGCUUCACCCGCCUGUGAUUUUUGAAGGGUCCCCGCUUCACCGUAGCGGUGCAGACUCGAUUUCCGCAGAGCCGGUUCCCUCCGAGUCAGAGGGAAUCCUCCAUUACCGAUGGUGCCACCCCGGAAGUCUCAGUCAAGACGUUCUGAUUCCCAGAACCUGAUGCAGGAAUUUUUGACUGUGGUGCUGGGGACCUGUGAAUAUCCUUUUGCUGCCUCUUCAGAUAUUUCUGGGACUGAACCAGAAAGCAGGUGACUUUAUCAUCUGUGCAACUCUCCACUAAUACGUGCCCUUCCCUGGGAUGCAGAGAUAUGCUCAGCACUGAUACGUUCAAAUCUUGCUGGGGAGAAAAAACCGAUCUUUCCUUCUUCUGCUCCCCAAAUGCUGAUCUUCAGUUGCUUCUUCACUUGAUAAAAUGAACGGCAAUUCCUUGUUUAUUGCAACUUGGAAGCGGCGCCACACGAACAAGCCAACAAGCGAAAAUGUCCUUUGGCCAAAGAAGCAGAGGCGACAUUUUGUGAAGCUUGUGGGGACCUGUUUAGGGCAGAACCUGCUGGGCUUUCCAAGCCCUUGUUCAUGAGAUGCGUUCCUCAUUGACCAGGCCUUUGGCUGUUGAACAUCCGAUGCCCUUCUAAAAUGUGUUGUGGAAGAGGGGAGGAUUAUGGGGUUGUCUUUAUUUCUAUUAUGUAUUUUUAAAAUAUAUAUUGUGAUUUUAUGUUGUGGGUCACCCUGAGAUCUACAGGUAUAGGGCAAUAUACAAAUCGUAUCAUCAUCAUGCCAGUCACCCAUGACAGCACAUCUCCCCACUUGCGAUUUCCAGCAGCCAAUGUUUAGAGGCGCACUGCCUCUUGACGGUCAAGUUAAAACGCAGCCAUCGUGCCCAGUGACAGCCUUACCUCCUAUGAAUUCACCCUCUCUCUUUCUCUUUUAGCUGGAUUCUCAGUGCUGGGAUGGAAUCACCCCGGAUUUGCAGGCAGCACGGUGAGUUACGUCAAGAUUUUAUUAUUUUUAAUCAUUUUUUUAAAUUUUCCAAUAAAAACAGUCUAUUAACAUAUCCAUAUAAUCAUAAUCAUGAUCCAAUUAAAAACAAUAAACUAAAAAAACAACCAAAUUACAGUCCAAAUUAUUAAUUAUUACAGUGGUACCUCGGGUUACAUUCGCUUCAGGUUACAUACGCUUCAGGUUACAGACUCCGCUAACCCAGAAAUAGUGCUUCAGGUUAAGAACUUUGCUUCAGGAUGAGAACAGAAAUCGUGACCCGGCGGCGCAGUGGCAGCAGGAGGCCCCAUUAGCUAAAGUGGUGCUUCAGGUUAAGAACAGUUUCAGGCUAAGUACAGACCUCCAGAACGAAUGAAAUACUUAACCCGAGGUUCCACUGUAAUUUGUUCUGGGCUUCCCAUAGUCUGGACCUCUGUAGUAUAUCUCCAGUAUCUUCCUGCCUUCUUCCUCUUGUUCUCAUAUUUUCCACAUGCGAUUCUCAAUCAUGUCAGAAAUCAUAUAUCCUUUUCUCCAUCGAGUACAGCUUUGUUUGUGUAUAUAUAUUUUUUCAACUGUCUGUUUACCAGUGCAGCUUUUCCUGACUCCAUUCCAGUCUUCCAAUCCAGGCUGUUGUCCAAGUCUAAUUGUUAAAUUAUUAAGCAUACUGUUAGCAAUUAUUGAGCAUACUGUUUGCAAGUUACGUCGAGAUUUUAGAUUGGGUUACUUUUAGGGCAUCCAGUGGAUGUUGUCCGGAUAAAUCCAAUUUAGAUGGACCCAUUUGGAAUCGGGCACGGGGCGGUGGGUGAGAAAGAUGUGCCCUUCCAUUUAGACAUUUCCUCAAGUCACUCGGAAUUCUGGAUAUCGAGGCUUCUCUCUUCCUGGUCUCUGCUCUCUGAUUUGCACUGUCUCCCUUAAUAAAAGAGGGAACAGCACAGCAAUUGGUCUUUCCAUUGGUAGGUCCCUGCCAUCCAGGUUGCGGGGACAGAAUGCCGUUCCGUUUAGCACUGGAUCAGUGCUGGAGAUUCUAGCACCACCACCCCACCCCACCCCGCUUUCAGGCUCAUAGGCUCUAAAAGACAUGCCACGAAAGGAAUGGGGAAGGAGGAAGAAUUGGAAAAGGUUAAUAAUAAUAAUAAUAAAUUUUGGAAGAAAUUUAAAGUUUAUUUACAGAAACAUUGUAAAAUUAAGGAAUGUUAGAAGGAUGUUGGAAUGAAGUAAUGUGGUUUUAGCAGAAAUGCUAUAAAGGAUUAAGAAAAAACAGAUUGUUAAAUGGUGAAAGGAAGGAAAGUAAAGUUACAAUAUAUUAAGAUAAAAUAGAGGACAAAAACUGGAAAAGAUGGAAAGGACUUGCUGGAAUAGCUAACUGAACUAGAAUACAAAAAAAGGGAGGUGUGAGGAGGUCAAGGAAACAAGCAAAUGAAAGAUAAGUUAUGGGAAGAUUCAUUGUAUUUUUUUUCCUUUUGUCUUCUUUUCUUUAUUGUGAUGUGAUGUUCUGUUUUUCUGCUUAAUAUGCUGUUUUCUAUUUUUUCUUUUUGUAAUCUUUUAAAUCUUAAUUAUUAUUUAAAAUAAUAAUAAUAAUAAUAAUAAAAUAAUAAUAAAAAAUUUAUUUAUUAUUUAUACCCCGCCCAUCUGGCAGGGUCCCCCCAGCCACUCUGGGUGGCUUCCAACAAAACACUAAAAUACAAUAACCUAUUAAACAUUAAAAGCUUCCCUAAACAGGGCUGCCUUUAGAUGUCUUCUAAAAGUUUGGUAAUUAUUUUUCUCUUUGACAACUGGUGGGAGGGCAUUCCACAGGGCGGGUGCCACUACCGAGAAGGCCCUCUGCCUGGUUCCCUGUAACUUGGCUUCUCGCAGCGAGGGAACCACCAGAAUGCCCUUGGCACUGGACCUCAGUGUCUGGGGUGAACGAUGGGGGUGGAGACGCUCCUUCAGAUAUACUGGACCAAGGCCGUUUAGGGCUUUAAAGGUCAGCACCAACACUUUGAAUUGUGCUCGGAAACGUACUGGGAGCCAGUGUAGGUCUUUCAAGACCGGUGUUAUAUGGUCUCGGUGGCCACUCCCAGUCACCAGUCUAGCUGCCGCAUUCUGGAUUAAUUGUAGUUUCCGGGUCACCUUCAAAGGUAGCUCCACAUAGAGCGCAUUGCAGUAGUCCAAGCAAGAGAUGACUAGAGCAUGCCCCACUCUGGCGAGACAGUCCAUAGGCAGAUAAGGUCUCAGCCUGCGUACCAGGUGGAGCUGAUAAACAUCUGCCCAUGGACAGCUGUGAGUCCAAAAUGACUCCCAGGCUGCACACCUGGUCCUUCAGGGGCACAGUUACCCCAUUCAGGACCAGGGAGUCCUCCACACCUGCUCACCUCCUGUGCCCCCAAAACAGUACUUCUGUCUUGUCAGGAUUCAACCUCAAUCUGUUAGCCGCCAUCCAUCCAGACACUCACACAGGACCUUCACUGCCUUCACUGGUUCCGAUUUGAAAUAUAGGUGUGCCUGAAGGAUAAAAUAAAAUAAAAGCGAGAGGAAGCAGAGAGGAAAGGAAAGCUCUCCUUGAUCAGACAAACAUCCUCACAGCUCUCCCAUGAGUCUUCACUCCCAGCUUCUCCUUGCGCUGACCAUUUCCCUCUCCUGCCUCAGGGAGUGCCGCUGCCUCAGAAUGAAGCCAACGCCAUGGAUGUAGUGAUGCAGUAUGCCAUUCACCGCUUGGGCUUUUUCCCUGAGGACAUCAUCCUCUAUGCCUGGUCCAUUGGAGGCUUUACAGGUAAGAAGCACUGCUAGCCAGAGCUGUGAUGCGUUGAGACCGCCGUGAUAGGCAGGGGGAAAUGGAUUAGCCAGAGAUAGGCUGGAACAGGCAGGAGAACGACAGCAUGCGAUUUGCCACUGGAUUUCUGGGAAUAUGCGCAAGGCCUUGUGAAGGAAACCCUUCUUGAAGGCCUAAUAAUAAUAAUUUUUUAUUUGCCUAAUAAUAAUAAUUUAUUAUUUGCCUAAUAAUAAUAAUUUAUUAUUUGCCAAAUAAUAAUAAUUUAUUAUUUAUACACCACCCAUCUGCCCGGGUUUCCCCAGCCUCUCUAGGUGGCUCCCAACAGAAUUAAAAGCAAAAUAAAACAUCAAAUAUUAAAAGCUCUCCUAAACAGGGCUGCCUUCAGAUGUCUUCUAAAAUUCAGAUAGUUGUUUAUUUCCUUGACAUCUGAUGGGAGGGCAUUCCACAGGGAGGGCGCCACCACCGAGAAGGCCCUCUGCCUGGUUCCCUGUAACCUCAAUUUUCUUAGCAAAGGAACCGCCAGAAGGCCCUCAGAGGUGGACCUCAGUGUCCGGGCUGGACGAAGGGGGUGGAGACGCUCCUUCAGGUAUACUGGGCCGGGGCCGUUUAGGGCUUUAAAGGUCAGCUCCAACACUUUGAAUUGUGCUCAGAAACGUACUGGGAGCCAAUGUAGGUCUUUCAGGACUGGUGUUAAAUGGUCUCAGCGGCCACAUGGUGUCAUCCCCCUGGAAUUGGGCGAGGGGGGUAUUUAUGCCCAGAGAUGGAAAGUCCAUAUAGCACCCGUCCUUUCCCCCACGAGUUGACACAAUGCACGCUCCGCCAGUAAGUUCUCCUUCUAUAAGCCGGUGCAAACAAGGCCCGUCCAGGCCCUCAAGAAACAAACGGUUCUGAUAUUUCUAGCCAUAAACAAGAGCGGGGAGUUGGAAUAAUAUUAUAAGUUUUGGGAGCAGGAAACCUUAGCCUUAGGAUGGGAAGGAGUCAAAACUUGGUGGUAGUCAAACAGGGGAGCGGAGUGGCGUUGAGGCUCCGUCCAGCGCACAUUUGAGUCCUCCAAUAACUCCUCUUGUCUCUCUCUCUUCUCUCCUCCAACCCAACAGCCACUUGGGCCGCCAUGUCGUACCCGGACGUCAGUGCCCUUAUUCUAGACGCCUCCUUCGAUGACCUCGUUCCUCUCGCCCUCAAGGUCAUGCCGGAAAGCUGGAGUAAGGGGAAGCAAACAGAAAAUGCAUACAUUCUUUUCUAUGCUCAAAUGGUUUCAAACCCUUUUAUUUGUUUUGUUUUGAAAUGAAAUCCACCCCACCACAGAGAGUUAAUAUGCAAUAUUUCUCAGUCUGGCGCUUUCCACCUCCCCCCCCCCCAAGUGGUCAAACCAUUCAGCACCCUAGCAGUAACCCUUGGAAGCCCCUCUGGUACACAUUUUGGGGGGUCAUGCUGAGAUUUCAGGGGCUGCCUGUCAGUAAGUGCGUUUCCCGUGAUGAGAUUUGAAGCAGGAACUCCCAUGCUUAUAACCACUUUACUAUUUCUCUGUUCACUAGCAGGCCAUCCUGGGGGUCUCCUUCUCCCCUCCAUCAUUUGGGCUCAGGGGACCCCUCACCUUGAUUUUUGUUCUAAGUCACGAUCAUAUCUCUCUCCCCCUGCCCCAAAUGUUCUUUGGCACAAUACCUUCUUGCCAUAAAGUGUUUCUCCCUUUGCCACCUAAGCUCUCGUCUUCUCUGUUUUAGCCGUACCUUUGUAAAAUAUAUCACUGUGCCCCACCAAGAUCCCCAAUCCUGGACAGCCAUUCGUAUGAACCAAACGUUUUAGUUCCCUUUCCAUUUCCUCGUCGUUUAAAACCACCAAGGUGUGUGGUAUUUGUGGUUUCUGUUAUGGCUGCCGAGUGUUUCCCCAAAGAGUAAGGGGAGGGUGUUCUAGAGAGGAUCCCCCCCCCCCAUUCGAAGGGGCCUUGCGGUGUUUACAAAAUGUACAGGUUGAGCAGAUAUUUACUAGGGCACGGGAACUGUGUGCAGGCAGCGAAUGUCAGCCCAGAAUCCCGAAAUUCUAAAAAGCUGUGGGUACAGUCCUCUAGAUGUGCACUUUAGGGGUAAACCCCAUAGAUUUCAAAGAGACCCAGCGCUGUCUUACACACUCAGACAAAUAAACAGUCUAUCCUGGCACUGUUUGUUCUAACGCAGUGAAUCUAUAAGAUUUUCCCAGCCUGGUUACCCAGAGAUCCUUUUAAGUGAAGAUGCCAAGGCCUGUACAUGAAGCCAUUCACAUGCAAACCCUGUUCUCUUAUCGAUGGGUUUUGAUCCCUUUCCUUUAAUGCCACAUCAAUAUCAUAGAACGACCCUUUGCAAUGCAGCAAUCUCAACUAAAGCAUCCAUGAUGGAUGGCCACCCAGCCUCUGCUUAAAAACCUCUAAGGAAGGAGAGUCCACCACUUCCCAAGGGAGUCCAUUCUUCACCACACUUGGCUGUGAAACCGCUUGAUCCCCUUGUUGUCCUUUAAUGAGAGAUAUAUCCUAGGCGACAGGCUAUCCAAACAGGCUUAGAUCAUCUAUUUAUUAUUAAUGAAUAUUAAUGAUUAAAUUUGUAUACCGCCCUAUACCCACAGGUCUCAGGGCAGUUCACAACAUAAAAUCAGAAUACAGGGGUACCUUGGUUCUUGAAUUUUAUCCGCGAACGGAACAGUUCAAAAACCAAGGCGUGGCUUCCAAUUGGCUGAAGGAGCUUCCUGCACUCAAUCGGAAACCGCAUGCCGGAUGUUCGGCUUUCGAAAAUCAUACGGAAACCGGAACGCUCGCUUCUGGUUUUCGUUCGCCCAGGAUCCGAAACAUACGAGUUUCGAGUCAUUUAGCUUCCGAGGUUCUACUGUGUAAAAACUCAAAAUACGUAACAGUGGUUAAGAACUUAAUUUGUUCUGGAGGUCCGUUCUUAACCUGAAACUGUUCUUAACCUGAAGCACCACUUUAGCUAAUGGGGCCUCCCGCUACCGCCGCGCGAUUUCCGUUCUCAUCCUGAGGUAAAGUUCUUAACCUGAGGUACUACUUCCGGGUUAGCGGAAUCUGUAACUUGAAGCAUCUGUAACCUGAGGUACCACUGUUAUAAAAGCAAAAACAACCCAAUAACACUCCCUCUCCUCAGCACAUUUUUAAAAGGCACUGGAUGUCAGUCAGCCCACGGUCUGGUUAAAGAGGAAUGCUUUUUCCUAAAGAUGUACAAUGAAGGUGCCUGUCAAACCUCUCUAGGGAUCUACUAAUUGUCCAUUUUGUUAAGCCAGGUUACUGUGAUAACUAUGGAAGAGAAUUGAAUUACGGACGUCCUUGCUGGUGGACAAAGCUGAUCUAAUGCCUUCCCUUCCUUCCGCAGGGGGCUUGGUCACCAGGACUGUGAGGCAACACCUGAACCUAAACAACGGGGAACAGCUUUGCAGGUAGGCAGCAAAGGAAAAACUGGAUAGUCAAAAGCGCCGGCAGGAAAAUGAGGAGAAAUUAGCAAACGUGUUGACAUCUAAUCUUCGGAAUAGUGAAGCUGGGUUUUGCGCUGAAAUGCCGGGGUGGGAAAUGAGCUGGUUUUAAGAACAGGCAGGCUGGCGGCCCCCAAAUGGACGGUUUUUCCUUCGCAGGGGAAUGCAGCUGGCUGCCGGCCUUUCAAGAGGGUUUCUGAAAACUCAGCCUGUUUCCUUGGCUUUUGACUGAAAGCUUUUAUUGCCUCGCACAGAUUGCUCUCUCGUGGAAUCGAUUGUAAUGAAGUUUCAGGCUUGUUGCCGGUCGGGAGGGCGUAGCUUUGAAAGGCAGCUUGGAAAACACGUGAUGUUAAAUAUUAAACCGUUCAGCUGAACGGUUGUCACUUUUAUUGGAGCAGUAGCCAGGAUCCCCAAAUCACCAGGAAUACUUGAGGCGGGGGGGGGGGGGCGAGAAAGAAAUGGAGCCAGGGCAGAUUUGGCUUCGUUACAAAAUGCUGUUUUCCCUCACCUCGCGGAAACGUUUUGUCUGAUUAGUGUUCUGAGGAGAGAGAUCCGGUGGUACUGGGAUUGGGGAUUUAUUGAGAUUGUGUUGUGGAACAAGGGAGGGUCAGUCUUUAGCAAGACAGAAAUCUAGUACCACACAUGCUGUAUUUUAGCUGUUGUGGCCAAACUAAUAGGCUAAUGUAAAGAAACCAUGUGUUAACAUUUGGAUGGCACGCUAACGGGGUCCUGUGCAGAAUGAGAUGGGAUAAUAAUAAUAAUAAUAGUAAUUUUAUUAUUUGUACCCCGCCCAUCUGGCUGGGUUUCCCCAGCCACUCUGGGCGGCUUCCACAGAGACCAAAAAUACACUAAUAUGUCACACAUUAAAAACUUCCCUGAAUAGGGCUGCCUUAAGAUGUCUUCUGAAUGUCAGGUAAUUGUUUAUCGCUUUGACAUCUGCUGGGAGGGCGUUCCACAGGGCGGGUGCCACUACUGAGAAGGCCCUCUGCCUGGUUCCCUGCAACCUCACUUCUCUUAGCAAGGGAACCGCCAGAAGGCCCUCGGUGCUGGACCUCAGUGUCCGGGCAGAACGAUGGAGGUGGAGACGCUCCCUUGCUGCUGGACCUCUUCCCUUGCUGCUGGAAAUUCUGUCUGAGACUGACUUUGAGUCUUUGCCUUCUACUAGCCUUCAGCUGCCUGGUGCCUUUCAGAUAUUGUCGGACUACAUAUCCCAUCAUCCAUUGGCACGCUCUUGGCAUUGCGGUCCCAAAGACAACUGGGGUGUACCAUGUUGCUGAAGGCUGAUCCACAUAGUACUUUCCUAGAUGGUUAAGCUUUCCCUCAGAGCCACCAAGGACCAGAAAUUUGAUCCUAGUUAAAAUGAAAGCUGUGUGAGUUGCCAGCCUCCAAAUUGAGGCUUGACCGUUUGGUGGUUACAAGCAUGACAGCGUCUGCUUUCAGCUGGAAUUUGGCCCCAGGUCUCCUUGCAAAUGAGCACUCUUAGCUAGGUGGAUUACAUGAAUUCAACAGACUCGGUGGCUGUGUUUAGGCUACCACAUCUCAGCUUUUUAAGCCAAGAUAUGUGUGGACCCACAUCUCAGCUUUUUAAGCCAAGAUAUAUGUGGACCUGCCGUGAGGUCCCUUCGCAUUAAGACACAAUUAAACCAAGACGUUUCUGACCGCAGCUUCCCUUUUUCAUCCAUACUGGGAGGCUGCAGUUACCAGCUUGGGAACAAGCCAAAAUCUCAGCAUCAACUUUCAGCCAUGGUUUGUGAUCCUGACUUCUUCCAAACCAUAGUUUCUUGCUUUGGACAGAACAGGAAGUUAGAAUGACAGUGGUACCUUGGGUUAAGUACUUAAUUCGUUCCGGAGGUCCGUUCUUAACCUGAAACUGUUCUUAACCUGAGGUACCACUCAGGCUGCCGCGGCACCGUCGGAGCACGGUUUCUGUUCUCAUCCUGAGGUAAAGUUGUUAACCCAAGGUACUAUUUCUGGGUUAGCAGAGUCUGUAACCUGAAGCGUAUGUAACCUGAGGUACCACUGUACUUAGAAGCUUCUUGGUUUCAUUGUGGCUCGUGCAAAGGGAGGAGCCAAAGGGUCUUUGUGCACAGGAUACGAUUGCCUGAACCGUGCCAGUAUCUGCUUCACAUAGGAUAUUUUAUAGUCCGCUCUUCUUUUGGGAAACUGCAAUGCAGUGUACCUAUGGCUUCUAGCCAAUCUCCCAGUCAUUUGUCUCGUUGAGCCCAGUUAGCUUAGCUUCAUCAGCCGCAUACAAUCUUCAGACAACGCCUUGACAUGGUCUCCUCCUCUUCAGAUACCAGGGCCCCGUGUUGCUGGUGCGCAGAACCAAAGAUGAGAUCAUCACUACGACGUGAGUAACAACUGCAGUGGAGAAAAAUAGCCUGCUAUCUGGCCGGCAUUGCUAAGCCGUACCUGUCCCAGCUGAGAUUUGAACGAUGAGAUAAUGGAAAUCUUGCUUCUACAUAAUUGCUGUCCCUCAGAGAAGAGGAUGGCCAUGGGGAAAACCUUGUCAUCUUUGGUAGAAUACACAAGAAUAAUACAGUCCUAACUCUAUGCACUUCUGGUUCUCUAGGGUUCCUGAAGACAUCAUGUCCAACAGAGGGAAUGAUUUGCUUCUGAAGUUGUUACAGCACAGGUGAGCAGAUGUUGAAAUCACAAUCUCAGCUGCACCAUCUCAAAAUUAUCGUCCGUUCCCUUGCUCUCACAUUUUCUCCCGUGUGAUGUGACUACUGCCAGGGCAAAGCUAAAACCCGCUUUCCCACUAACUUGAAAAGGUUCUGAAAAUCAAUCCCUGUAUUUUUCGACCCAUAGGGCGCACUGGCCCAUAGGACGCACCUAGGUUUUUUUUGGGGGGGGGGGAAUAAAGAAAAAAAAUUAUUUUCCCCCCAGGCGUGCGGGGCUGGGGCGGGGGGAGCCCGAGCUUCCCCCGACCCCAGCCCCCAGAACAGGCAGCUCUCUGCAAGCCUUGGGAGACCGGCGCGACUUCCCGCCGGGCUCCCAUGGCUUGCGGAGAUCUGCCUGAAGCCCAAACCAGGUUGGGGAACCGAAACCCGGGGUGCGCUGUGCAGCGCGCCCCAGGCUUCAAGAUGCAGGCUGCUAUCCACAAGCCUAGGGAGCCCAACGGGAACUCCCGCGGGCUCCCAAGGCUUGCGGAGAGCUUCCUGAAGCCUGGGGAGCGAGAGGAGUCGGUGCGCACUGACCCCUCUCGCUCUCCAGGCUUCAGCGAAAGCCUGCAUUCGCCCCAUAGGACGCACACACAUUUCCCCUUCAUUUUUGGAGGGGAAAAAGUGCGUCCUAUAGGGCGAAAAAUACGGUACGUGGCGCUUUUGUGGGUUGACAUGUAGCCACAUUGUUGUUGUUGUUUAGUCGUGACCCCAUGGACCAGGGCAUGCCAGGCACUCCUGUCUUCCACUGCCUCCCACAGUUUGGUCAAACUCAUGCUGGUAGCUUUGAGAACACUGUCCAACCAUCUUGUCCUCUGUUGUCCCCUUCUCCUUGUGCCCUCCAUCUUUCCCAACAUCAGGGUCUUUUCCAGGGAGUCUUCUCUUCUCAUGAGGUGGCCCAAAGUAUUGGAGCCUCAGCUUCACAAUCUGUCCUUCUAGUGAGCACUCAGGGCUGAUUUCCUUCAGAAUGGAGAGGUUUGAUCUUCUUGCAGUCCCUGGGACUCUCAAGAGUCUCCUCCAGUACCAUAAUUCAAAAGCAUCAAUUCUUCGGCGGUCAGCUUUCUUUAUGGUCCAGCUCUCACUUCCAUACAUCACUACUGGGAAAACCAUAGCUUUUUAACUAUACGGACCUUUGUUGGCAAGGUGAUGUCUCUGCAGGGUAGCCACAUACCCUGAUUUUUUUGGUAACCCCAUUUUUUCACCAUCUCUUAACUUCUCCUCUGUGUCGCUGCCCUUUCCUCUGCACCCAACACCGACUCUCCUCGCUUCUAUUUCUUCUUUGUUGUUGCUGGCUGUGAUCCGUUUCAACGAGCUUCUCCCUGCCUCCAGGUAUCCCAAAGUCAUGGCCGAAGAGGGCAUCCGAGUCGUACGAGAAUGGCUGGAGGCUUCCACACCCAUGGAGGAAGGUAAAGUUGACUAAUGCCAGGCCAGGAGCAGACAGCAUGGUCCUCCUCCAGGUCUGGUGAGCUACAAACCUCCCAUUGGCCCCAACCAGCAUGGGCAGUGGUCUGAUGGAAGUUUGGGCGCCACAACAUCUGGAGGCUAAUAUCACGUUAUCUAAGGUAAAGGUAAAAGGACCCCUGACCAUUAGGUCCAGUCGUGACCUACUCUGGGGUUGUGGUGCUCAUCUCGCUUUCCUGGCCGAGGGAGCGGGCGUACAGCUUCCGGGUCACAUGGCCAGCAUGACUAAGCCACUUCUCGCCAACCAGAGCAGCGUACGGAAACGCCAUUUACCUUCCCGCCGGAGCCGUACCUAUUUAUCUACUUGCACUUUGACGUGCUUUUGAACUGCUAGGUUGGCAGGAGCAGGGACCGAGCAACAGGAGCUCACCCCGUCGCGGGGAUUCGAACCGCCGACCUUCUGAUCGGCAAGUCCUAGGCUCUGUGGUUUAACCCACAGCACCACCCGUGUCCCUUCACGUUACCUAUCCUUGUGCAAAUCUGCAAUAGUGCCUUAGGUUGGGCCAGGUAUUGCGGACAAGCGUAAAAGUUAGCAGCGGUAGAGAAGGCCCUCCGAAAGCUUCAAACGUCUUCUUUUUAAAAAACUUUCUAGGCCUGUGUUUUGGGCAUUUUGCCAAAUGAGGUGGGGCGGCACUUGAUUUAUAAGGGCUCAGGCUUAGGGAGGGGCACUAAUGUCUGGGAAGCAACCCCCCAUCAUCAUUCUUUGGGAGCGAGUCGGGGGACUAUUCUGGGGAUGAGUCAGGCUGGUGUAGAGUCAAAGGUGACUCCCCCUUCUGCGACAAGCUCCCUCCCGCACUGGAGUCCCAGAACCAGACAAGGCAUGAAAAGGGCGGGGGAGAGAUUGGCUGCAUACAGGCACAGUCUCCGAUUGCUUGGGGAAAGCUCUGGAGAAGAGGGGUCUUAGACAGCUGUGGGGAAGCAGGGACUUUCAGUCUCUGCAACUGAUGCAUGGGGUAAGGCAGGCUUCCGCAACCUCAGCCCUCCAGAUGUUUUGAAACUACAAUUCCCAUCAUCCCUGACCACUGGUCCUGCUAGCUAGGGAUCAUGGGAGUUGUAGGCCAAAAACAGCUGGAGGGCCGAGGUUGAGGAAGCCUGGGGUAAGACCUACCAGAAUAAGCUGCUGUGCUCAUCUGGUCUGAUGCUCAGUCAAGUGAAGAUUGUGGGGUUUUUUACUAAUAAAGAGUUACAGUGGUACCUCAGGUUAGGAACUUAAUUCGUUCUGGAGGUCCGUUCUUAAUCUGAAACUGUUCUUAACCUGAAGCACCACUUUAGCUAAUCGGGCCUCCUGCUGCUGCUGCUGCGCCGCCGGAGCACGAUUUCUGUUCUCAUCCUGAAGCAAAGUUCUUAACCUGAGGCACUAUUUCUGGGUUAGCAGAGUCUGUAACCUGAAGCAUCUGUAACCCGAGGUACCACUCUAAUUCCAACUUUAAACGGUGUGAUUUACUGCCGCCUCUCUCUUUUGACAGCUGCAGUCGCUCAACAGAAGGGAAUAGUGUGGGAAUGUUCUGGGGUGCAAGAGAGGAUAUAUUGUGGGAUUAUAUCCUUAUCCAACUUGUGCUAACAAGUUCCCAAAAUAUCAGCAGAGUUUAUAGACAUUCCCCUUUAAGUUCGCAACGGUAACGCUUGCACAGGUUCGCUAGAACCUCUAUAAUAAUUACUCUGGUAAUUUCCCCUUUGUUCCCUCUUAAAAUACAAGACACAACACAGUCUUUAUAAAAGUAUAAAAGAGUUUACUCAUGUUCUGUUCACAAUAUGAUCCCAGAAGGCAGACAGCUUAAAAAGGUUACAUACAUUCAGAAUCUAUCUUGUAGCAAGAUAGUCCUUAUUUCCUCUCUUGGCUGGGAGCCAAGAGAGCAUCCUUAGAUGUUUCCUCAUCGAAAGCAAAAUGGCAGAGAGAGAGAGAUGGCUGCCUGCCCUGUGCUUUUGUCAUUACCUGCACAGGUGAGGCCACACCCACCUCUGGUCACAUGCGGAGGAAGUCCGUCCCCAGGAAGUUUACCUGCUUGCUGGACAGACAUCCCUCCCCAUGUUCUAACAUGUACACUCUAGGAAUGUUGUCAUUGACUGCUCCUGUGUUUACAUCCCACAAAUAGCACUCUCUCUACAAUAGGGUGGGGAGUAACUUCUGGACCAGGAGCGGUAUGCAACCAUUCUGACAGACUCUCCCUGGACCAUACAACUUUGCCUGGCUGCAAUGUGCCUGUGAACCCUGAUUAACACUGACAACACCUCUUGCUUGCCUGAAUGGAUGGCGAGAGAGGAACGUGGGAAUGUUUAUCAAAUCUUUCCCACUAUGCAAAGAUUUUAAUUUUUUUUAAAUACUCCCGUUUCCCUGGCCCUGCCCACCACCGGCAUAUAGAUACUGGAAGGUUGCCUAGCAGAGAAUGCAGCCUGUCAGCUGAAAUACAUUCCCUAUUGGCGUGCUCAGUUGUCUUUUUAAAAUUAAGGUGUGUGGCCAAAGAUGAGAGAGAGAGUGGGGCUAAAGUUGGACCCAAAUUAACCGCAUCUGCAAGGAAGAAAAGGUUAAUAUAUAAACUAGAAUUCCAGGAUGUGCCACAGUGUGUCAGUAAACUUGCCAUUUGGCCGCUAGGGCAGCGCAGUUGGCUCUGAAAACCUUCAGGCAGCCAGGCCCUCAUUCGCACUAACCUCUUCUUCCUUGCCCCUGCAGCCUCUGUUUAUAGCCGCUACGAAGUGGAGGACGACUGGUGCCUGUCUGUCCUGAAGUCGUACAAAGCCGAAGACGGAGAAGAUUUUCCCUGGAGUGUCGGUGAGGCCUGUGCUAGAGGGGAAAAGAGCAACCAGGAGGGAAUAACGAGGAAGGGAAAUGGAAACGGGGUUAUGGAGUAAUGACCAAUCGGGCUUGAACUGGCUAGAGGCCACGUUAACCGCCAGAAGAGUAAGGAUGAGGAUGAUUGGCUGGGGACGUUGGCCUUCUUGGUACGUGUGCUGGAAUUAGCCAGUGGCAAACAUGGAGCCACCAGUCCCUUUGAACGUAACUUGACCAAUUGGGAGUUUAGAACAGACCACUCAGCGCUGGAAUGGGUGGGUAUAAGAGGUGCCAAUGAAGACUAUUUGAAAGGGGGAAAAUUGAGCGGCAAUUAUCCAUGAGGAAGUUGAAAACUUUAGGAAUGGGUCCCAAGUGGAGCAGAUAAUGCAAGAAACUGGUCAGCUGUAUAUAUAAUUUUUGAAUUUUUUAACAAUCAUGCAGAUUACAUAAGUUUCCCAAUAAAAAUAUACAGUUUGACUUCCCUGGGUUAUUUAUUUCAUAAAACUUAUGCACUGCCUGAUUGUAAAACAAAACCCCAAAGCGGUUUAGGGAAAGGUAAAGGACCCCAGGAUGGUUAAGUCCAGUCAAAUUUGACUAUGGGGUUGCUGCGCUCAUCUUGCUUUCAGGCCGAGGGAGCCGGUGUUUGUCCUCAGACAGCUUUCCGAGUCAUGUGGCCAGCAGGACUAAUCUGCUUCUGGUGCAAUGCGACACUGUGACGGAAACCAGAGCGCACGGAAAUGCUGUUUACCUUCCCGCCGCAGUGGUACCUAUUUAUCUACUUGCGCUGGUGUGCUUUCGAACUGCUAGGUUGGCAGGAGCUAGGACGGAGCAACGGGAGCUCACCCCAUCACAGGGAUUUGAACCGCCGACCUUGCGUUUGGCAAGCCUGAGAGGCUGAGUGGUUUAGACCACAGCGCCACCCGGUGUGGCGGUUUACAAAUAGAUGAAACCAUGAAAUCAGGAAAAGAUAGCAACCCUACUUUAAAACAGGCAUAGGCAAACUCAGCCCUCCAGAUGUUUUGGGACUACAGCUCCCAUCAUCCCUAGCUAACAGGACCAGUGGUCAGGGAGGAUGGGAGUUGUAGUCCCAAAACAUCUGGAGGGCUGAGUUUGCCUACGCCUACUUUAAAACAAUCAAAAGUUAAAAUACUAAAACAGCUUAAAAUUACCUUGGCUUUCUUAUUAGCCUGCUUUGCAGUUUUAGCUUCUCUUGUGGGCUGAGAGCUAGCUGUUCUGUGGUUUUGUUAUCGUGGUUUGUGUAGUGUUGCAUCUUCCGUAACCCCUCUGGUAUCUGUACAGAUGUGCAGUGGGUAAUAAAUGUUGCAGUUUUAAAGCCAUCUAUCCCCACAUUUUGUGGUAUCAAAUUAUCCCCGUAGAAGAGGCAAGCUGGACUGUGUUGGGCUGGCCAUACGAGUCCCGGCUGCCUGUUUCAAUCCUGCUAACCUCAUCCCUUUAUUCUUUUUUUUCAAACAAGGUGAUGACAUGACAUCUGAAGGAAGACGGCAGCUUGCACUGUUCCUGGUGAGUUCCGAGUCAUUUUGCCCCUCCUCAGUUGCCCUGUCGGAGUUAGGGCUUUCUGUUUAUUUAGGCUUCUUGUAUACAGCUUUCCAUGAUGAAAGACCACAAAGCUCUUCAGAUCUCGAGGUCCUGUCUGCAGCAUCAUCCCCACGAUGCCAUGCAGUGAAUGGUCCUGAGAUUUAUUAUAAUUAGUUUUUUGACAUAUCAUUUCCAACAUUCAUAUAAUAUAACUUCUUAUCUUAUACUUUUGACUUCCGUCAACACCUCUGAUGAUUUUCUGUUCUUUAUCACUUAUUCUGCAUUUCUUAGUUUUCUCUAUUACUCUUAAUUAUCAUUAACUAAUAAUUCGCCUCAUAGUCUUACUUGUAAUAUUUCCAAUAAUCCUCCUUACAAAACUUCUUGCAAUCCUACUAGCGUGAUCUGUUCAUUACUAUUACUUUUCAAGUGCCGUAUUUUUCGCUCUAUAAGACGCACCAGACCACAAGACGCACCUAGAGGAGGAAAACAAGAAAAAAAUAAUUCUGAAUCUCAAAAGCCAGAAUAGCAAGAGGGAUCUGGCUUUUGGGAUGGCCUCUUGCUGUUCUGGCUUCUGGGAUAGCUGCACAGCCUGCAUUCGCUCCAUAACACACACACACAUUUCCACUUAUUUUUUAGGAGGGAAAAAGUGAGUCUUAUAGAGCAAAAAAUAUGGUAGUUCAUAUAUUUACUCCAGUCUUCUAAGAAUCUCUGGUCCCGCAGGUUUCGAAUCCUUCCUGUUAAAUUUAUCUAAUUCUGCAUAGUCCAUCAAUUUCGUCCUCCAUUCUUCUUUCGUCGGUAGUUCUUCUUGCUUCCAUUUUUGUGCCAAUAAUAUUCUUGCUGCCGUCAUUGCAUAUAAAAACAACUUUACAAUCCUGUCUAUUAAUAUCAUCUCCUACAAUGCCAAGUAAAAAUGUUGCUGGUUUCUUAAUAAAUAUAUAUAUCAACAUCUUUUUCAUCUCAUUAUAUAUCAUUUUCCAGAAGUUUUUCACUUUUUUACAUUCCCACCACAUGUGAUAAAAAGUUCCUUCCUUUUCUUUACAUUUCCAACAUUUAUUACUUAUUUGAUACAUCUUAGCUAAUUUCACAGGGGUAAUAUACCACCUAUACAUCAUUUUCAUCACAUUUUCUUUCAAAGUAUUGCGUUCAAUGGUCCUGAGAUUUAAGCAUCUCAUGUUCUACCGACUUAGCCAGGGCUUUCCAAACUUGGGUCUCCAGCUGCUUUUGGACUACAACUCCCAUCAUCCCUAGCUUGUAGGACCGGUGUUCAGGGAUGAUGGGAACUGUAGUCCAAACACAACUGGAGACCCAAGUUUGGAAAGCCUUGGCAGAUGUGAUGGAAUCCUCUUCCUCUAGGUCAGGGAUUGGGGACAUCACCAGAUCUUACUGGACUCCCAGCUCCCAACAACCAUAGUCAGCAUGGCCAAUGGUCAGGGAUGUUGGGAGUUGGAGUCCAUCAAUAUAUAGACCAAAUGCAGUAUAUGGCCUCUUCCAUCAUUGCUGAAUGUGAUUGCUCUCUCUUGGCUUGAAAUGGCCCUUUUGGCAUGAAGGGGGCAAAUCCCUCUUGAAGUAGGUGUGGCAGCCGCCAUCAGUCCUUGCCUGGGUUCAGUGUAGGUGGAACUGGCCUCAAAGGAAAGGGCCCCAGGAAGCAGUGGUCUGUGUGCUGGUAUUGUGGUCUGCCUAGCAGGCAUCCAGCAAAACCAAAAUGCUUGUUUACAAAGCUGUUGUCCUACCAACUUUACUGCAUGCUUGUGAAACUGGACCACUUAUAAACGCCAUCUCCAACUCCUCGAGAGAUUCCGUCAAAGGUGUCUCUGAAAAAAAUUUCACAUCACUUGGGAAGACAGGCGAACUAAUACCAGUGUACUAGAAGAAGCAAAGAUCACCAGUGUCGAAGCAAUGAUUCUUCAACAUCAACUUGGUUGGACUGGUCAUGUUGUUCGGAUCCCUGAUUAUCAUCUUCCAAAGCAACUACUCUAUUCCGAACUUAAAAGUGGAAAGCGUAAUGCUGGCGGUCAACAAAAGGCAAAUCUUUAAAAAUGUAGUAUAAACACCCGAUAAUUGGGAAACUCUGGCCUGCAAGUGCUCCAGUUUACCAAAGGUGUUGUGGGCUUUGAAGACGCUCGAACUCAGGACGAAAGGGAGAAACGUACUAAGAGGAAGGCACACUUGGCAAACCCUCACCUUGAUCAACUCCCGCCUGGAAAUCUAUGACCCACUGUGGAAGGACGUGUGGAUCCAGAAUUGGCCUCCACAGUCACUUACGGACUCACUGUUAAGACCGUGUUCAUGGAAGACAAUCUUACUCGGCCCAUGAGUGAUCUUCAAAAAAGUAGAAGAUUGUGGUCUGCCCAGCAGGCAGCAAAAGCAGUUCUGGAAAGGAGGGAGGAGUUUGGUUCUUACUUUAAUAUAAUUUGUGCUUCCCAACACACAAACCAAAACACUACCCUCCUUCGAAAUUCAUUCUUCUCCAAUCGUGUGUGUGUGUGUGUGUGUAAAGGGAAAGUGUGUACAAAUGCACAUAUUAGUGAAAAUAACAAACAAAAAUGCGUUCACAGGGGGAAUUGCUUGCAAAAAAAAUUAUUAGGCAUAAUUGUAUGCAAAACCCUGUUGAUUAGGAGAAAGAAAAAUUUUGUGGAAACUUUUAAAAGAAUAAAACAAAAUUGCAAACUGUGCAGAAACAUUGUGAACUAAAGACAGGAGAAAGGAGAAAUUUGCCCACCCCUAGUUUCACCUCUGACCAGUUUGGGGGUGUGUGGAGAGCAGCAGAGAUACUUUAUCACAAAGCUCAGCAUCUUUUCCUGUACGUUCUGCCCUCGGAUUGUCUCCUUCCAUUCCUCUCCCCGUGUCCUCACAAUUGGUUACUGAUUCUCCGGCAAAACUAGAGGAUUACUGCUUCCGUUGCCCGAGUUUGCAUGUUGUUUCCCCACUGCCUUCCUCAUCCUGUCAUUGGAAAUCCAUUUUAACCUUGUUUUCUCUCCUUCUCACUCCACAGGCCCGGAAGCACCUCCAAAAUUUUGAAGCGACGCACUGCACACCGCUCCCUCCCCAGGAAUUUCACCUCCCUUGGAGCUUAUAGCACCUCCAUCACCCCUGCGCCAGUCAAGUCCUCCUGUAUUGAUACCUGACCACCCAACGUAGUGCAUCUGCUUUUCUUGUGUGUGUGUGUGUGUGUGUGUGUGUGUGAGUGAGUCUGACCAUCUCUGCUACCCUCCUACUGCAAGCUGUAAAUCUGCUUCCUCUCCCCUGUAAUAUUUAUCCUCCAACACCCUCCUUCGCCCAGAAAAUAAAACCACACACAGUUGUAGAGGUUCACAAUAAAGAUGGUAUUUUUUUAUACUUA
Molecule: messenger RNA, 38347 nt
Organism: Podarcis lilfordi (Lilford's wall lizard)
Lineage: Eukaryota; Metazoa; Chordata; Lepidosauria; Squamata; Lacertidae
Source: the annotation of a GenBank genome assembly